AUGUCGAAGCCAUUCGACCCGGAGAAGGCGGAGAAUUUGGAGGAGAUGGAGAAGCAAUUCGCAGUGAAAGCUGUGGAGCAUCUGAUGACAUACUGGUCAAUCCUCGAGAAAGUGCCGGGGUCGAAGCUGCGCCUGACGAAAAUGGACGACGAGAUUUACGAACAUUUCAAGAAGGAAUUCCCGGAUUUUGACCCCAGCGAGACUAUCGACGAAGACAAGAUGAAGAGCAAAGAGGGCAAGGAGAAGUGGCGCAAUUUCAUGAAUCAAUAUGAGAAGAAAAUCAGCGACUUCAACUUCGGCACAAUCUUGCGAACAAAUCCGAAAUACGAAUACGACAAAGACACCACAAUCUUUGCGAUGCGAAUGCAAUUCUACGCUAUAGAAAUCGCUAGGAACCGCGCUGGAUUGAACGACUGGAUAUACGAGCGAGCGCAGAAGGAAAAAGAGAAGUCGAGCUCCUAA
Molecule: messenger RNA, 462 nt
Organism: Rasamsonia emersonii CBS 393.64
Lineage: Eukaryota; Fungi; Ascomycota; Eurotiomycetes; Eurotiales; Trichocomaceae
Product: DUF757 domain protein
Exons: 5
Coding region: 1-462 (153 amino acids)
Cellular component (GO): cytoplasm
Source: RefSeq, a predicted model, not a curated record